CUGUAUACAAGGCCGGAACAUCAUAAACACAGUCGAGGAUAGGAUUUAAUCAGAUGAUUCAGGAAACUUGUAGAAGUCUAAUACUCUGUUUGAGUUAAUAGGGUGUGAUUUGUGGUAUUACCAAGAUGGAAAAGUGGGUGGCGGAAAACGUAAAAAAACAAGGUCAAGGACGACCACUGUAUAAAUUAGUGGAUAUGGACGGUGGAGGAGAACUGAUAAAAUUAAUGGAACUGGCUUCACGCAAUCACGAUUAUUCUACAUUAGACAACGAAAUAAGAAAUAUACGGGAAUAUCUGUACGCGGAUGGAGACGGAGAAUUUGUAAAUAUAUCCAAACUAAUCGAAUACAGGAAAUCCCAAGAAGACAAAUUUCUUGCAAACAAAGAAAAAACACGAACCGAUUCGGGUAAACAACGUGAAUUAUGUUGGAAUUUGGACAAACGUGGUACGGUAGGCGAGACAAUCCUUCACCUGUGUUUCCUGAACCCAAAAAAGACUCACAGAGAACUGGCCAAACGUCUGCUGGACAUUUACCCCAGUCUGGUGAAAGAUAUUUACAACAGUGGCGAAUACUACGGCGAGAAUGUACUACAUAUGGCGAUUGCAAAUGAGGAUAGUGAAAUGGUGAAGUUUGUUUUAGAUAAAGGGGCUGAUUGUCGAGCCCGAGCUUGUGGACGAUUCUUCUUUCCUAAAGAUCAGAAAAAAUCCCUAACUGAUGAUCCACCUAAUGAAUGGUUCAAGGUCGUCUCGACAAAAACAAACUAUAAGGGCAUCGCUUACUUCGGAGAAUAUCCUCUCAGUUUUGCUGUAAGUUUACAUAAACCAUGUUCAGAUUCAGACAAAUCAAGUUCAGGUUCCGACAAAUCAGAUUAUAUUUCAUGGAUUCUAGAGAAAGAUAGAGAAACGAAGAAGCCUGACGAACCACCUUUGAUUAACUUACAAGAUUCUAAUGGUAAUACGGUAUUACAUAUGGCCGUUAUACAUGAUAAAAGGGAACUGCUUCAACGUUUACUGAAUGAAGGUGCAGAUCUGAACAUUAAAAACAAGCAAGGAUUAACACCGUUAACACUGGCAGCAAAACUGGCCAGAAAGGAGAUGUUUGAAUCAAUUCUGGAGUUAGAGAGAACAGAGUUCUGGAGAUUUGGGGAUGUUUUGUGUGCUGGCUAUCCUCUAGAAGAUUUUGAUACGAUCUCAAAGAGUGGCAAAAUUAACCACAAUUCAGCUCUCAGUCUGAUUGUUUAUGGGGAAGAACAAUCACAUAUUAAUAUGAUGGAUGGAUUGGUCAAGAAUAUGCUGACAGAUAAAUGGAAAAUAUAUAUUCGACAAAAGUUUUAUCUAAGAUGUGUGCUGUUUGCGAUAUACUAUGUGAUGGCAGCGAUUGCCAUAGGAUUAAGACCAGGGAAGGAUUAUUGUAUCGAUAGGACGGUGCCAGUUAAUCCGGAUUAUUGUAAUCGAUCUGGGAUCAAUAUAUCCGUUAACUCCUGUUAUCUUUAUAAACCGUAUAGAAAGAAAGACACCGUACGGAUCGUCCUAGAAGAUUACCCAUGUUUUUGA
Molecule: messenger RNA, 1553 nt
Organism: Patella vulgata (common limpet)
Lineage: Eukaryota; Metazoa; Mollusca; Gastropoda; Patellidae
Product: transient receptor potential cation channel subfamily V member 6
Exons: 11
Coding region: 126-1553 (475 amino acids)
Biological process (GO): calcium ion import across plasma membrane
Cellular component (GO): membrane
Molecular function (GO): calcium channel activity; protein binding
Source: RefSeq, a predicted model, not a curated record